This is a messenger RNA of Colletotrichum phormii, 1911 nucleotides long. Its product is annotated as major facilitator superfamily domain-containing protein. Gene Ontology annotation, molecular function: transmembrane transporter activity. The transcript is spliced from 6 exons. The record is from RefSeq and is a predicted model, not a curated record. Gene Ontology annotation, biological process: transmembrane transport. Lineage: Eukaryota; Fungi; Ascomycota; Sordariomycetes; Glomerellales; Glomerellaceae. Bases 113 to 1618 code for a protein of 501 amino acids. Gene Ontology annotation, cellular component: plasma membrane.
UAACGACUUGACUAGAAGACCCGACUAGACAUUUCAGUGCCAGCUAGUAUCUGGUCAACCCCUCUGGAUUCAAGAUCGAUUGCUAGAAGAGUUCCCGUCACAAGCUGACGCCAUGUCUGCAGCCGAUUCGCUAGACAGGCCAGUCCAGAGUAUUUCAAAUAAUGACAAAGAGAUAGCUCCCUGCGCCGAGACAGCAUCAGAGGAGCCGUAUUCAAUAUUCACAACUGGCGAGAAGAGAUGGAUUAGCUAUGUUGCGUCCUUCGGCGCCAUGUUUUCCACCUUGAGCAGUUAUAUUUACUUUCCAGCCUUAGUACCUAUGGCUACAGAUCUCAACGUCUCUGUUGCCCUCAUCAAUCUCACCGUCACCUCGUACCUGAUCGUAGCAGGCAUUGCACCAGCCUUCAUGGGCGAUAUCGCCGAUCAAGGCGGUCGAAGGCCUGCAUACAUCCUCAUGUUUACUCUCAUGGGUACGUCAAAUAUUGGAUUGGCGCUGCAGAAUUCUUAUCCUGCCUUGCUCAUUUUGCGUAUGGUACAAAGUGCCGGAGCAUCUGGAUCGUACGGCGCCGCAUACGGAAUUGUUGCAGACAUCACAACAAUCGAUGAACGCGGGUCCUACGUGGGAUCUAUGCUUGUUUUUACCAACGCUGCUCCAAGUUUUGGUCCGGUCAUAGCCGGGCUACUCACUGAGAAGCUAAGCUGGAGAUGGAUAUUCUGGUUUUUGGUCAUAUUAACUGGUACUUACCUGCUCACCGUUGUCACCCUGCUACCUGAGACACAACGUCGUAUUGUCGGCAAUGGGAGUGUAAAAACCCAAGGAGUUCACAGAAGUCUUUUUGACUCCCUCGUUCGGCACCGAAAAGUUGAUGCCUUGGAUCGAGAUGAAGGACUACAAGGCGGCAAGCGGCGGUACCACAUCCCCAACCCUUUCAAGUGCAUCUCGAUGUUGUUCUCCAAAGGCAACUUCACCGUUAUACUGAUGGGUUCUAUAACUUACGCGGUCAAAAUGACAUUGCAAAGCUCACUAUCAGCUCAGUGUAUUGACGUCUACAACUUGAACUAUCUAGAAGCGGGACUCAUUUAUCUACCUUCAGGGAUAGGAGGUGCUCUAUCGUCUUAUACGACAGGUAAACUCCUGGACAGAAACAUCCAGAAAGUGUCAGUCAAGCAGGGAAGAGACAGCCUAUAUCGUCGAGGUGACAAUAUAUCGGACUUUCCGAUCGAGGAGGCACGCCUCGCCGGUAUCUACAUGCUAGUUACUCUCAGUUCAGUGACCACCGCAGGCUAUGGAGUGAGCCUCAUGCAAGAAGUGCACAUUGCCGUUCCUAUGAUAAUGCAAUUCAUCAGCGGUGCCACAACAUCGAGCAUAUUCACGAUUUGCGGCACCCUUCUGACGGACUUGAAUCCCAAAGCAUCAGCAACAGUCCAGGCGUCGUACAAUCUUGUGCGGUGCAUAGGAGCUGGCGCUGCUAUCGCGGCUCAACAGCCCUUGACAAACGCCACGGGCUUAGGGUGGAGCUUUGGCAUGUUUUCACUCAUCAUGUUAUUUGCAGCUCCGUUGGCCAUGCUGCUCGAAAAAAGGGGUCUAGGAUGGAGGGCUUGCGCUCCAAGUUCACCUUAACUCCAGAGGAGAGUCAGACGAGAAAGCUGUUAUCCGGCAUUUCCAUCUCUCACUAAGAGCGUUUUCGAUUUGGCAUACGUGAACUUCGAUUGUUCACGAAUGGGGCAGGGGUUAUCAUCGGUCAUGUAAGGGCCUCGAAAUCGUAAGGUAAUGGCCUCAGUACUAAUAGUCAUAUUCCCCCUUACGCUCCCGGUAAGGUAAACAAGAAUUCCCGAAUGAGGACCGUAUGGAGAGCGCGAGGUAUUCAUAUUAUUCUUGCUUCUUCCAAAGCCCCUCGAGAGUGGCGUCACCGC